Molecule: messenger RNA, 3346 nt
Organism: Betta splendens (Siamese fighting fish)
Lineage: Eukaryota; Metazoa; Chordata; Actinopteri; Anabantiformes; Osphronemidae
Product: serine/threonine-protein kinase 35-like
Exons: 3
Coding region: 299-1510 (403 amino acids)
Biological process (GO): axon extension; autophagosome organization; peptidyl-serine phosphorylation
Cellular component (GO): autophagosome; cytoplasm
Molecular function (GO): protein serine/threonine kinase activity; ATP binding
Source: RefSeq, a predicted model, not a curated record
UAAUUACGUAGUUUUCACGUUUUAAUGUUGUGUUUCAAAGACAGUUUAUCGUCUUUUAACAGAUUCUGAAUUUAAGGAGUUGGUUUAAGUUUGAAGGUCUUCGCCGGAAAUACCUUUACGUGCUCUAAUGCUCUAAAAGAACUUUAUCUUCCUUCCCUGGAACCUACUCUAACGAUUUAAGUUUGUUUCUUGUUUUUAUUUAAGUGGUCCAUGGAAGUAAAAAGUGGCAUGGACGCAACAGUUGGUGACAACAUGCGGACACUCUUGGUUAAUGUGUGAAUCGUAAAGAAUCUUUCUUAUGGAUACCGCUGGUAGUGAUAACUGGCGGAGGCGCACGAGAAGCGCGCGACUCAGCUGCCGACAACAAUCCGGAGCACGAGCUAAGGAAUCCAGUGUGCUGCGGUGUCUGAGCGUGGGAAACACGGAAGAAGACCAUGCUAUGGAGGAGGACAGCGGCCCCUUUAAGCAGGACAAUUUGGAGCGGAGGGUCAUGGCGCCCCGCUAUAACUUGCUACGAGAGGUAGGAAGGGGCACAUACGGCGUCGUGUACGAAGCGGUGGCCCGGAGGUCCGGCGCUAAAGUUGCCGUAAAGAAGCUGCGAUGCGACGCUCCGGAGAACGUGGAGCUUGCCCUGCAGGAGUUCUGGGCGCUGGCAAGUCUAGAAAAACGGCAUAAAAACGUGGUUCACCUGGAGGAAUGUGUGCUGCAGCGGAAUGGCAUGGCCCAGAAAAUGAGUCAUGGAAACAAACUGUCCAAACAGUACCUGCGUCUGGUGGAGACUUCACUGAAAGGCGAGAGAGUGUUCAAUCCUCCAGAUGAGCCCUGUUACCUCUGGUUUGUCAUGGAGUUCUGCGAAGGUGGUGACCUCAACCGUUUCAUCCUGUCUCGACGACCUGAUCCACAAACCAAUAACAGCUUUAUGCUCCAGCUGACCAGCGCUGUUGCUUUUCUUCACGAGAAUAACAUUGUCCACAGAGACCUCAAACCUGACAACAUCCUUAUCUCAGAGAAGUCGGGGACUCCAGUCCUCAAGGUGGCUGACUUUGGCCUGAGUAAAGUCUGUGCUGGUUUAAGCAACACUGGAGAGAGCAAAGAGAGCGACGAUAAGACCAAAAACAUUAAUGUCAACAAGUUUUGGCUGUCGUCAGCAUGUGGCUCAGACUUCUAUAUGGCUCCUGAGGUAUGGGAGGGUCACUACACGGCCAAGGCUGAUAUAUUUGCCUUGGGGAUCAUAAUAUGGGCCAUGUUAGAAAGAAUUACUUUCAUUGACGCGGAAUCUAAGCGGGAGCUGCUGGGAACAUAUGUGAGACAAGGAGCAGACAUUGUGCCAGUAGGUGAGGCACUGCUAGAAAAUCCAAAGAUGGUACUGAACAUCCCACAGAAACGCAGGUCAUGCAUGCCAGACAGUGUGAGGAAGCUUCUUCAGGACAUGCUCGCUGUCAACCCUCAGGACCGUCCUGAUGCCUUUGAGCUGCAGAAUAGAGUGGAUCAGGUUAUGUGUGCUGCAUGAUCUUCGGAAAGAUUGUAUACAGACAUGUGUUGCCAACCUGUGCUGCUACACCUGUAAGGGGUCUCCAUGUAAGUCUGAAGACUGUGAAGCUAAAGGAGAAGCAAAGAAAUGCAGCCAUUCCUGCAGUUUAAAUGCUGAAAUACCUUUUUUUUUCUUUGCAAUGCGUGAGAACCUUGUAUUUUUUUGUAUGGAGUUUGGUUUAACUUUCAACAAUAAAAGUCUGGAAAGUUUUCCCUAAGAGGACAUGAGGCAGGGUCAAUGCAGCAGUCCUCUCUAUAUUGAACCUAAGAUGCAGCAUCAGUGCAAGGAAUACAUGUGUCUGACUCUGGAAACCAUGGACGUGCUCCAGCAAAUAUCUACGCACCACAUGUGAGAAAAUAGUGUCACUGCUUUUUUUUUCCAUUGUUGGGGCUCUCCAGGCUUCAGCUGGUUUACGUGUAGGUAAGCUACACUGAAGCUGUGGUUGAUUUUAACGAGUGGGUAAUUUGACAUGCUUGGAGCCUGAGACUUGGUUUACUCAUUUUACUGAGCAGCGUAGGAGGAGGAACUGAAAGUCGCUCCACUUACAACCGUUUGUGUUUUUGUGACGUGAAUGUAAGACAUUUUGCAGAACUAAAGCGUGUUAAAAGAACUUGAAAAUAAUGCUGAGUGUUUAUUUUAAUCCACUUUGACUUGAGCUAGAAACCAUGAGAUUUUGUCGUGUAAGCCGCACCUCAUGGACACACUGCACCUUUUAAUUUUAACUGGAAUUAAUUUCAUUUAAGCCUUGGUGCCUUGAAGUUGUAAGUCAGGUAAAUUUAAGCUCCGUACUAGCUGCUUUACAGUUAUUUUGAUAUCCAGAUACAUUAUUUAGGCCUCAUGAUGUUUUAUUUAAAGUGUUUUUGUGAAGGAGCGUCUGUAGUUCUAUAAGGCUCCCCAAAAUAUGCUUUACUAAAAUCUCUGAAGUUGGAAUGAGACUAUUAAAAAAAAGAAAACCCUAAAUAAUUUGUAGUGUAAUAGUGUAGCGCACCCCCCCCCCCCCCCCGCCUAUGAUCAAAAGUGUAAUGUGCGAAAUGGAGACUUGAAAGGGAGUUUUAGAUGUUUGCUCAUUUUCAAAUUUUCUUGUGAAACAGAGUCUGAGUGACAGAUGUGACCUGUUAACCCCAGAUGUGAGGCUGUUAACGUGUUCAUCUAAGCUGGGACCCUGUAAUAUAUUUUUUGUAAUUAACUACCUCAUGUUGCUGCACAUCUGACCUUGUUUCAUUGUCCCUAUUCACACAUUCCUCAGCUAGAUGGCACGCAUGGUGGAUGUGUGUGGGUUUCUGAUUAGCAUAGGAUUGUAACUGGACAGAGCAUCAUUAGCAUCUUUUACUGAUAUAUUGCGUAAUACAGAUGUUUACACCGGCUAAUGACUAAUAUACAUUUUUCGGAUAUGUGAAAGUAUAGUUGCUCAUGUGUAUUUCACGAAUGAGCUGUUGCUAACACACUUCAUUUAGUUUAGUUUUCUUGCGCUUCCUUCAUACACGCUCACUCCAACUUGUCCUUCAUUCACUUUUGAUGCAAGAACAUGGUCAUUGACUGAACUCUAAUGAUGAACACGUUACUUGUCACAUUCUAAUGCUCUCUGUUAUGAAAACAUGGCGUAUGAAAAUGUGUCUCCCUUGAUGAAUACCUUUGUCCUGUGCUUCUACUGUGGGCAGAAACUGUACUUGCCCCUUUAUUUUGACAAACCUUUCAGUCUUAGUACCUAUUGACUAAAGGUAUUUGCCUGAAUAGAAACAUUGUUUCAUGUUUGUUUGUUUUUGUGUUGACUGUACAUCAGAGAUCUGUUUCAAUAAAGGUUGGGGAUUCCUCUAA